AUGACUUCACAAGCUCCCCCUAAGCCCGCCUCAUCACCAGGUGCAGCUGCUCCAAUAUCGUCAUCGAUACCAAAUCUCAAAGAUCGACUGCCAAAGCUCGAACCUCGAAAGCGACGCUCUGGUCCCUCCAAUCCUACUCCCAUCCCCGAAACGCCCGCUCUUCCCACGCCACCGGAUACCUCCUCCAACUGGACGUUCAAGACGCCCUCGCGAAGAAUUCUAUCCAAAAAGGACCAUGACAUCUUCCUCUCCUCGUCAACAUGUAAACUCAUCACCGCCUGGGUUUUUGGGCUAGCAGAGUCCGUUAUCGAUACUCCCAACUCGGCAAUCCGAGAAGCAGACUUGAGCGGCCCCAUCAAAACUAUUAUACACAUCCUUGACGAGACAGAGCAGCUGGUGACAAAAUCGCCUCCAGAUGAACAGGGCGGCUCGAGAUUCGGCAAUAAGGCAUUCCGCGGUCUUCUCGACCUUGCGCAAAAGAACAGUGCAGCCUGGCAUCGUGAUAUCGGUGUACAGAACGAAGAUGCUAUCAAUGAGCUUUCCACAUACUUUUGCGAGUCUUUCGGCAACGGGAAUCGAAUCGACUAUGGAUCUGGACACGAACUCAACUUUAUGAUCUGGCUCCUCUGUCUCUACCAGCUGGGGCUAUUGAAGCAAUCCGACUUUAAGCCCAUCGUACUUCGGGUGUUUGUGCGCUACCUUGAGGUUAUGCGAGUUAUUCAGAUGACAUAUUAUCUCGAACCUGCUGGAUCACAUGGCGUUUGGGGUCUUGAUGACUACCAAUUCCUACCUUUCCUAUUUGGUGCCACACAACUCUUGCAUCACCCAUACAUCACACCAAGAGCUAUCCAUCAGGACUUGGCCCUGGAGGAAUUCGGCCAUGACUACAUGUACUUGGGUCAAGUGAGCUUUGUCAAUAGCACAAAAACCGUCAAGGGUCUACGAUGGCACAGCCCGAUGCUCGACGACAUCUCAUCGGCGAGGUCCUGGACAAAAAUUGACGGAGGCAUGCGUCGCAUGUUCAUAGCUGAGGUCUUGGGCAAGCUCCCUGUUAUGCAGCACUUCCUUUUCGGAUCACUGGUGCCAGCAGACGAUAGUAUGAGCGAGGACACCGGGGCUGAAGAUGAAGCAGAUGUCGAAGACGAUCCACAUGCGGGUCAUGAUCACACUGGCAAAGCCCAUGACGGUACCGGUUGGGGUGACUGUUGUGGUAUCAAAGUUCCCAGCAGUAUCGCAGCUGCUCAAGAGAUGAAGAAGAGGGGAAUGAACCAGGGUCUACGAAGAAUCCCAUUCGAUUAA
Molecule: messenger RNA, 1299 nt
Organism: Fusarium venenatum
Lineage: Eukaryota; Fungi; Ascomycota; Sordariomycetes; Hypocreales; Nectriaceae
Product: rotamase PTPA-2
Biological process (GO): mitotic spindle organization
Cellular component (GO): protein phosphatase type 2A complex; cytoplasm; nucleus
Molecular function (GO): peptidyl-prolyl cis-trans isomerase activity; protein tyrosine phosphatase activator activity
Source: RefSeq, a predicted model, not a curated record